Messenger RNA from Pogona vitticeps (central bearded dragon), 3674 nucleotides. Lineage: Eukaryota; Metazoa; Chordata; Lepidosauria; Squamata; Agamidae. The record is from RefSeq and is a predicted model, not a curated record.
GGAUUGAAAACUUUAGAGGCUAUUAUCUACAUAGUUACGAAUACAGAGAUCAAAAAGAACUUGAAGGGAAAAAAGUUCUUGUUGUCGGGGCUGGCAAUACUGGAGGGGACAUCGCUUCAGAAAUCUGUCGCACAGCUGCUAAGGUGUUUCUCAGCACCAGAAGCGGAACAUGGGUGAUUAGCCGCAUUGCCGAUGAUGGUUGGCCUUUGGACUUAGUCUUCACAACGCGGUUAAAGAGCUCCAUUCAGGGGCUGCUUCCAGGAUUCAUCGUGACAAGGAUGCUGCCAAAGAAAUUCAAUCAAUGGUUUAACCAUGAAAACUAUGGAUUGGUUCCUCUUCAAAGUUUAUGGCCAUCUGUCACUUUGAACGAAGAAUUGCCCAACUGCAUUCUCUCUGGUUCCAUAGUGGUCAAGCCCAAUGUGAAAAGAUUUACUGAAACUUCUGUCAUCUUUGAAGAUGGAACGGUAGAGGAGGACAUAGACGUGGUCAUCUUUGCUACAGGUUACAAGGCCAAAUUUCCAUUCCUGGAAAAAUCUGUUCAGAAUAUCUGCAAAAGCAGCAUCUCUCUCUACAAGUGUGUCUUCCCUCCUGAUCUGGAGAAGCCCACACUGGCUUUCAUUGGCUAUGUAGGAGUAACUGGAUCCAUUCUACCAGCAGCAGAACUUCAGGCUCGCUGGGUCACAAGAGUGUUUAAUGGGUCAUGUAAGCUCCCUCCAGUGAACAAACUGAUGGGUGAAGUUGACAAACGAAGGAAGGCUCUCUUCAGAAAGGGUUUUCCUUGCGAGAAGGACAGCGCAAAGAUGAAUUUUGUUGCCUACAUGGAUGAAGUAGCUGCUUGCAUAGGCGUUAAACCCAAUGUGCCACUGCUUUUCUUUCUAGACCCCAAGCUAGCCUUGGAGGUUUUGUUUGGGCCCUGCACAGCUUACCAGUAUCGCCUGACUGGACCUGGAAAGUGGGAGAAGGCCAGAAGCAUGAUCCUAACCCAGUGGGACCGUGUUCUAAAGCCACUGAAGACUCGGAUCAUAGUUAGCCCUCCCCAACACUCUUCCACUGCCUUCUGGGUUAAAGUCCUUGGCAUGCCUACAUUCCUUGGGGUUGCUUUCCUUAUUUUUAAAUACUCCUCUCCUUCAUGGUUACCUAGGAUAAAAUGAAGGGUCAGGUGCACUUUCCACAUUAAAUUACCUUCUUAUUUAAUGCUUCAAUUACAUUUGCAGUGUUUUUAAAGAUAAUAAUCAUGGCAUGAAGACAGUCUUGUACAUCAUAUUCAAGAACUCUUCUAUAGAUUUGGGAAACUAAUGUAGUAUCAUGUACUUUGAUUGAUAGUUCUGUUUCUACUUUGCUAAUUAUGUUUCAUGUUGUGGGUGAGUGGAGUGCUAGGGGAAAAAAGAUGAGGACUCAGGUACUAAAACAGCUGAGCCCUUUAACUGUUUUUAUGUUUGGCUCCUCCUCUUCAGGUGCUUUAAACCAGUGAGCUACAACUCUCUUUGAUGUUCCUGAGAGAGGUGGUUAACUUUGGUCUUUGUUUCCUCAUGGAGAAAUGUGUUUCUGUGAGAAUGAGAGUACAGGGGCAGUAAGGGAAGACAGGGAUAUUUGCAGCUGAUUAUGCGGACAGGACCUUUGGAGAGAUGGAGACUACUACAUUGUCUACUGGACCCUUGCCAUUCCUGGCUUAUAAAAGCUACCAGAAAGGGACUGGUUGAGUGGUUAGGAAGAGUGGUGAAUGUCUCCUUGCAACAGAUUAGAAUCCCGGCUUGCUUAAAGGAGGCAAUAGUAAGGCCCUUGCUAAAAAUUCUACAACACCUUAGAUUCCACAAUACUGAACAAUUACUGAGAAGUCUCUAAUGAUUUUUGGGCAGGGUGCUGCAGCGAGUCAUGGCUUCUCCAUUCCAGGGGUUGCUGGAUGAGAUAAGUUAUCUAGAUCUAUUUCAAUCUGGCUUCAGACCUGGUUAUGGGAUGGAGAUUUAUUUGGUUCCUUGGUAGAUGACCCACCAUGGGAACUGGACUGGGGUGUGUGUGUCCUGGUUGGUUUUGCUGGAUAUCUCAGAAGCUUUUGAUACCAUAGAACAUGUUAUUCUUCUGGGCCAUCUCUCUGAAAUGGGACAUGAAGACACUGUUCUAUGCUGGUUCCAGUCUUUCCUGGAAGGGAGAACUCAGGUGGUGGUACUGAGGGACUCUUGUUCAGCACCCCCUGCCAUUGGCCUAUGGGGUCGAUCAAGUUUUUGUUUUGCCCCCUAUGUUGUUUAGAUGUUAAGCUGCUGGGAGAGCUUCAGGGUUCUGGGGUCCGAUGUCACCAAUAUGCAGAUGACAUCCAACCUCCUUUCCAUCUAAAUCCAAGAAAGCUGUUUCAUCUCUAGAUCAGUGCCUGGUAUCAGUAAUGGACUGGAUGAGGGUGAAUAAACUGAAACUUAAUCUGGUCAAUUAAAAGACAGAUUAAGGAACAGAGAUGCAGCCUAUGCUGGAUGGGGUUACACUCCCUCAGAAAACUCAGCUGUGUAGCUUGCAGGUACUCCCGGAUUCGUCUCUGAGCCUGGAUGCCCAGGAGUUCAUUUGAAGAAAUAAAACUAAUGCACCAGCUCAGUCCAUUCCUAGAGAGCAACACAUGCCUUAGUUGCAUCCCAGCUAGAUUACGUUAACACAGUCUAUGUGGGGUUGUUUUUGGAAUGUGUUCAGAAACUUCAGCAGGUCCAGAACGCUGCAACCAGAUAGUUAACUGAGACUGGUUUCAGGGAUCACAUAAGCCCCCUGUUAUAGCAGCUCUACUGGCUACUGAUCUGUUUCCAGGCACAAUUCAAAGUGCUGGUUCUUAUCUGAUCUGUUUGUUGUUAAGAAGGAAGACAGAGUAAAAAUAUUUUAAAUAAAUAAACAAACUGAGUGCCAGUCACUGCUUCCACUGAAGCUUAAAUAUGUUUUUCAUAAAUCAUAUAGUGUUGCACUGUACUCCAAAAGUUGGUGAGAGGACCAGCUUAUCAGAAGCCUAAGGUUCUAAAUCCACUCAUCUUUGAAUUCUUCUGCUGUUCCCAAAACCUUGUCAAAAUGAGAGUUUCAAUUACAUGCAGUAGGGAGUCUCCUACUCUUCUCGUCUUCUUUUUAUCUGUAUGGUCAAUGGCUGUGUUUUGCUGAGCUUCAGCCUUUCUCAUGGCCUUCCAUGGGGUCCCCUGUUUGUCUGAAAGUGGUUUUGUUGUUCCACUGAUGAAAAGUAUCUUCUUCUUUUGUUCCUAACUGUGACACUUUUCCAUGGUGCUUCCUGAACUGUUUGUUCUCUCCUCAACAUUCUUCUCCACUGCUUUCCCUUGCUGUUCUUCCGCCUCCAGUGCCCCCUGCGACUCCUGCUUCUGUUGGAAGCUCUGUCUAGGUACUCAUCAUCUUCUCUUAUAGCCUUAAGCCUGGCCACUCCCUUCUACUUUUGCUUUUUUUCUUCCAAAAUUGCUACCAGUUUGCACUCGCUGCAUGUAUAUGCUGUGUUGUUCUCUGGCAUUAAGAUAAACAUGGCACAAAGCUUGCAAGUCACCACCACUGAAGUGUCUCUCCUCUCUAUAAUUUCUGUUGCCUUUUGGCUUUCUUCUGUUUGUCUUUGAGUGCCCUUUACUUUGUCUUGUCUGUCCUAAAGGCUCCUGGGAAAAUCCACUAAUAUAUCAUUAUACAGUGGGGUCUUGACUUAAGAACGGCUCGAGUUA